AUGUCGGGGCUCGACUUCAAGAAAAUGUUGCAGCAGUAUGCACACGAAGAGUCUGGAGUCUCUAAAGCUGGCGUUGCCCCGGCUCGCGUUCUGCGUCCACGAGCUCAAGCACAAUCAUCAUCCGUGGCAACGAUAUCGCAACAGGUCAAAAAUGGCAAACCUGAUCAAGCCGCUGGGCCAUCGAAAGAUUUACCUUCGUCAAGGCCAUCGAAGAAACGUAAAGCGCCAAGCAAGUACGCGCCUCCAUCCAAGUAUCAGCAUCUCAGUCCUCUUACCGACAUUCUCGCUCCGGACCUGAUCGCGGUUUUCGUGGGUACGAACCCUGGUAUACGCACUGCCGCUCAAGGACAUGCUUACGCACACCCGUCAAAUCAAUUUUGGAAGCUGCUUCAUUCAAGCGGCUGCACAGAUGAACGACUCCGUCCGGAACAAGAUAUCGAGCUGCCGGCUCGUUACCUUCUUGGUAAUACUAACAUUGUAGAACGACCUACCAAGGAUGCUGCCGAGCUCAGUAAGGCAGAGACGAGCGACGGCACGCCGGUACUGGAAGAGAAGUGCCGCAAAUGGCAACCUGAGUGUGUUUGCAUCGUUGGGAAGGGCAUAUGGGAGGCCAUCUUCCGCUAUCGUCACGGCAAGAAUCUUGCCAAGUCAGAGUUCCAUUGGGGCUGGCAGGACGAAGAUGAAAAUAUGGGACGUAUUGCUGCUGCUGGAGAGAAUGGAUACCAAGGUGCCAGGGUGUUUGUCACUACUAGUACGAGUGGACUUGCCGCAAGUCUGAAGCCCGCUGAGAAGGAAGCCAUCUGGAAACCAUUCGGAGAUUGGUGCAAACAGAGAAGGACCUCUCGAGAUUGGCCGCCUUCUUGA
Molecule: messenger RNA, 864 nt
Organism: Aureobasidium subglaciale EXF-2481
Lineage: Eukaryota; Fungi; Ascomycota; Dothideomycetes; Dothideales; Saccotheciaceae
Exons: 1
Coding region: 1-864 (287 amino acids)
Biological process (GO): base-excision repair, AP site formation
Molecular function (GO): mismatch base pair DNA N-glycosylase activity
Source: RefSeq, a predicted model, not a curated record